Messenger RNA from Cephus cinctus (wheat stem sawfly), 2920 nucleotides. Its product is annotated as ABC transporter G family member 23. Gene Ontology annotation, cellular component: membrane. Gene Ontology annotation, molecular function: ATP binding; ABC-type transporter activity; ATP hydrolysis activity. The record is from RefSeq and is a predicted model, not a curated record. NCBI's taxonomy places the organism in Eukaryota, Metazoa, Arthropoda, Insecta, Hymenoptera, Cephidae.
UUACGGACUUCUGGGUGCCAGUGGAUGCGGCAAGACUACUUUGCUCUCAUGUGUCGUUGGUGUACGGAAAUUGGACAGUGGUGACAUAUGGGUGCUCGGAGGAAAGCCUGGAACCGAAGGAUCAGGAAUUCCAGGACCGAGGGUUGGUUAUAUGCCGCAGGAAAUUUCACUGGUCAAGGAGUUUACAGUGCUGGGUGCUCUCUAUUACUUCGGCAGAAUCAACGGGCUUAAUGAUGACGUUAUUGAAGAGAGAUACGAGUUCCUCUCGGAUUUACUUCAACUUCCUCCGAAGAAUCGUCUUGUGAAGAAUAUGAGUGGCGGUCAGCAAAGAAGAGUCUCGUUCGCAGCAGCAUUGGUCCAUAAGCCGGAGUUGCUGAUUCUUGAUGAACCGACAGUGGGCCUGGAUCCUGUGCUUUGUGAGAACAUUUGGAAUUUUUUAGUGAAAAUAACGCGGGAGGAUGGCGUCACGGUUGUUAUCACCACGCACUACAUAGAAGAAGCCAAACAGGCUAAUAAGAUCGGCCUGAUGAGAUGUGGCCAAUUGCUGGCAGAAUCUACGCCAAGUCAGUUGUUGAUACGUUUCCAAUGCGACACUCUGGAAGAGGCAUUUCUGACACUCAGUCAGCAGCAGAAGGAACGUCAGGAUUUAGGAAUUACCGAUGGCUCCACAGAAAUGCUUCCGGAACUAGAAGAGAUCCACACUUCCGGCGCAACUCGGUCACCUGCAAUUCACGGUAAUACGGAUAACAACGAGAAAAAUGAAAAAGUAAUAUUAAGCACGACGGAGGACCAAACGAAUCCACGAAAAAUAAAACGUAAUACGUGGAAGAAAUUCAAAGCUCUUAUGAUUAAGAAUAUCUUGCAAUUCGCAAGGCAUCCUGGGGGAAUUCUAUUCGCCCUGAUUUUUCCGAUGAUCCAGGUGUGUGUCUUCUUUUAUUCCAUUGGAGGCGAUCCUCGUGGACUUCAGAUUGGAGUUGUAAAUGAAGAAGCUGGAAACUGUGAUUUUGGCAAUAAUGUCGGACAAGUCGUAUACAUGCCGAAUAAUUUUACUUGUGAUUUCAUCGACCUGAGUUGUCGAUUUAUACGCGAAUUCAAUGAUUCCAUCGCGGAAAAGAAAUUUUAUAACACCCAGACGGAUGCCAACGAGGCUGUGAAAAAGGGCACGAUCGUUGGAUUUAUGUAUUUUGGUGCCAAUUUUUCGCAAGCUUUGCAAAGAAGGCGGGAUUAUGAUUGGUUGAGGGAGGAGGACAUUACGGAAAAGGAAGUUUUGGAAGGUGAAAUACAAAUCUGGCUGGAUAUGGGAAACAGGCAAAUUGGCCUACACGUCAAGAAGAAACUGUUCGAUCGUUUUUUCGAAAUUUUCCAAGAUAUCAUUUCCACCUGUAAUAUAGCAAAGAAAUACGCGGAUUUACCAAUCAAGUUUGAAAAUCCUAUGUUCGGAACGAAGGAUCCAAAAUAUUCAACCUUCAUGGCGCCUGUUUUUUUAUUAACUGUAGUAUUUUUCUUGAUGACGUCUGUGUCCUCCUCGAUAAUCAUUGCGGACCGUCACGAAGGCGUAUGGGAUAGGAGUCUAGUACAAGGAGUGACGACAGUGCAGAUUCUGAUCGCUCAUAUCCUGACCCAAGGGACAGUCGUCAUCAUCCAGGUCGCCGUAUCACUGACAAUCAGUAUCGUCCAAUUCGAACUCGAAUGCAAAGGAUCGAUGAUGGCAGUAAUAUCGUUGCUAUUGCUUAUGGGCAUAUGUGGCAUGUGUUAUGGAUUCUUCAUAUCGAUCAUGUGCAGUUCUCACACAUUAGCAAAUUACAUAGCCACAGGCAGUUUCUAUCCUGUCAUUCUACUUUGUGGUUGCAUCUGGCCAGUGGAGGGUAUGCCAAGACUUCUUCGUUGGAUAAGCCUAUCACUGCCAACAACAGUACCAGGAAUAGCGUUAAGAGGAUUAUUGGAUAAAGGUUACACAAUGGAUGAACCAACGGUUUAUCAUGGUUUUCUGGUUACCCUAGGCUGGACAUUGGGUCUCUUAAUAUUAUGUGUACUCGGUCUCAGAUCUAAAACCGUAUGCUAACGAUAGGUUUUAUCGAUGAGAGAUCAAUUUAUCGAAUAGUACAGACAUGAUGAUACGUAGCAGAUAAAUAUUUCGUUGAAUCAAGAGCCAAUGGAAGUGAACGAUAAUCUUAGUGAAUGCUAUCCAAACAGGGUCUUUACAUCUUACGGUGACAAUGUCCUUUACGUUUGUCGAGUUAUUAUGACAAGAAAAAAAAAAAUUAUUAACGAAUAUCGUGAAUGUGGACACGCUAGACUUGCUUGGAAAAUUUCUGUUCGUCGUCAGAAAUCCGUGGAUGGUUUUAGUAUUUGAUUCCGGACGAAAAUUAUUGAGGAGCCGUGAAUCGAGUAUACCUAUACAUAUAAAUUAAAAAGCCGAAGAUCCAAAUGCUGUUACUCUCUAGUCAGAAAAUAUUUGUAGGCAGAUAUUGAUCGGGGCUCGAGUUUAGUUCAAUCUCUUGUAUACUCCAUUGUUUCCAAGUACGUGCUAGCACUAGUAAACUUCAUGACUUUUAUUAUUGCAAAUGCCAAUACUGCGCAUGAUUUACGUGAUUAGAUUUUUAACGACAAACGCAUCUGGUAUUGUAUAUGUCUAGAAAAUAAUACUGAGUGAGUGGGUUAGUCGAUUUUUCUCGAAACUUCAGACGAUUUAAAGAGAUUCUUCGUAAAUUGAAAUUCGCUAAAGGAAAAAAAUGGCAUAGACAACCAGUAUCCGUCCAAACUUAUUAACGAUAUAAAAUAUGUAUAUUGAUGUAAAUGUAGUUUAUCCUUCUGGCAUAUAGCAUAAAUUGCAAUAGACGUAAGCAAUGUUUUCUUUGUUCUUUUUUUUUUCUAAGGUGUAAAUACAUUGUAUAUGAAAAAUAAAUGCGAUUCCGUAUCA